This is a messenger RNA of Myotis lucifugus (little brown bat), 1177 nucleotides long. RefSeq names its product unconventional prefoldin RPB5 interactor-like. Gene Ontology annotation, biological process: negative regulation of transcription by RNA polymerase II; negative regulation of phosphatase activity. The annotation marks the transcript as partial. Lineage: Eukaryota; Metazoa; Chordata; Mammalia; Chiroptera; Vespertilionidae. The transcript has 10 exons. The record is from RefSeq and is a predicted model, not a curated record. Gene Ontology annotation, molecular function: transcription corepressor activity; chromatin binding; phosphatase inhibitor activity.
GAAAGGAAAGACUGUUUGGAUCGCUCACGCACCGGGCACUGCGCACACCGUGUCUUACACGCGAUUCCGCCGGCGACAGCCCGACCUCACAGGCCUGUUUUGGGGUGCUUGUUGUCAAGUGGCAGGGACUUCUGCCCCCUCCCUACCAUGGAAGGUGGUCACCGGCUGCCGAGAGCGGAUCCAGCACUGGCAGCAGGUGGAGGACGACUACGGCGCCCUGCAGGAGCGGCUCGGCACCCUGCCCGACAAGCUGUCCUACAGCAUCAUGGUACCAUUUGGCCCUUUUGCCUUCAUGCCAGGAAAACUCGUCCACACUAAUGAAGUCACCGUUUUACUGGGGGACAACUGGUUUGCCAAGUGUUCCGCAAAGCAGGCCGUGGGCUUAGUCGAGCACCGGAAAGGACAUGUAAGAAAAACAAUAGAUGAUUUAAAAAAAGUGAUGACAAAUUUUGAAUCCAGAGUUGAAUUUACAGAAGAUUUGCAGAAAAUGAGUGAUGCUGCAGGUGAUAUUGUUGACAUAAGAGAAGAGAUUAAAAGUGACUUCAAAUUUAAAGCAAAACACCGAAUUGCUCAUAAACCUCACUCCAAACCCAAAACUUCAAAUAGUUUUGAAGCGGAUUUUGCAAAUGUUGAAUCCAAGGAUCUGCUCGCGGACCAGGAGCUGUGGGCUCGGCUGGAAGAACUGGAGCGACAGGAGGAGCUGCUGGGCGAACUUGAGAGGUCGUGCAGCCGCGAGAACAGCGUGUGCAGCGACACCAGCGAGGGCAGCGCCGACUGCGAGGAGCGCCGCGGGCUCCUGCGGAGCGUCAGCUGCGAGGAGGCCGUGGGCAGCGACGCCGGCGAGAGCAUUUUGGAGGAGGAGCAGGAGCAGCUUCCAGAGACGCUCCUGCCCGCGCCCGGGACGCUCGAGGCUUUUUCUGGAACUGUAAUAGAGAAAGAAUUGUCGCCCUGCCUCGCCCUGCACCCGGCCACAGUCCACCCUGUGCUGCCCACGAUCCCUGAGCGGAGAGAAGUCCCGUCAGAAGGGUCGGAGGUCACCAAGCGGGUGUCCAAGUUCAAAGCCGCCAGGCUGCAGCAGAGGAUCUAGGCUGCAGCAGAGGACCUAGGCUGCAGCAGAGGACCUAGGCUGCAGCAGAGGAUCUAGGCUGCAGCAGAGGAUCUAGGCUGCAGCAGAGGA